This is a messenger RNA of Funneliformis geosporum, 400 nucleotides long. Lineage: Eukaryota; Fungi; Glomeromycota; Glomeromycetes; Glomerales; Glomeraceae. The record is from the annotation of a GenBank genome assembly.
UAUAUUAAUAUGACAAGUGUGAUUAAAUCUCCACUAGCUGGUGGUUUUGAGGGUACUUAUGAGGAGCAUGUCGAAUAUAUUGGUUUGCGUUACAUUAUGGAUGGUGAAACUCCUAAGAAAGAUUACUUCUGCGCUCGCAAAGCUUUGCCAUAUCUUGUUGAUGGGCAAAAAUUAUUCCCGAAAUGUGGAAUGGCUAUCUGUUACUCGUGCAAUAAAGUUGUAUAUCCUGGAAUAGAACAUUUGUCAGUUGGUGAAAGAUCUGUUUAUAACGGAUUGGAGGCUUGUACCGGAAAUAAGUUUUGCAAAGUAAAUUUCGAAGAAUAUAUGGAAUUAAAACAGCUAAUCCCAUUGGAUAAGUGGACGAGUUUCCAUCAAUAUUAUUUGCAGAUAAAUCAAUUUG